Molecule: messenger RNA, 1947 nt
Organism: Acanthoscelides obtectus
Lineage: Eukaryota; Metazoa; Arthropoda; Insecta; Coleoptera; Chrysomelidae
Source: the annotation of a GenBank genome assembly
UAAAACUUUCAAACAAUUUUUGGUAUAACUUGGAUUUGUCUAUGUGAAACGACAUCUUAAUUAAACAUUAAACUUUGGCUAAUGGAAUCAAUGGUAACACAAAUGUUAACUUGCUUUACUAUGCUUACAAUACGUCUACUCGCUAUAGUAUCCAAAAGCAUCUAUUACACAGGGCGAGAUUAGUAGCCGAUCGCCGGCGAGAAGCGAAUGAGCGAGUAGAACAAGCUCAGCGAGCGCAAAUUACACAGCGCUAGUAAAAUCGCUUUACUCGCAUCGUAUUGAACCUUUGAAAAGUGUUUAGUUUGUAUCUUUUGUGCGAUAAUAGAAUCUAAAAUGGCUGUUAAAUGGAACAGUAAUCAAAUUAUACAGUUCUUAAAAGUCUAUGAACAAUUUCCCGUUUUAUGGAAUAUAAAACACAAAGAUUACGCGUUAAUAUCAAACUCAAAGAUGUUUUAUUCAAGAAAAUGUGGGAGCAAUUAGAGGAUAAAGGGCUUUCAAAAGGAAUGGACGAAAAGCAACUAAAAAACAAAAUAAAAAAUUUAUAAGAUGUGUUUCGUCAAGAACUGGCCAAGAUAGAACGAAGCAAAAAAAGUGGCUGUGGAACAGAGGAUAUUUAUACCCCAAAGCUAACAUGGUUUGAAGCUGCCCAUUUUUUCGCUGAAGUUUUGUCAACAAGGCGUAGUAAUUCAAACUUGACUCUACCCAGCACACAAAAUAUAUCUGAGGAAAUCUCAAAUUCUCAAAUUGAACAGCGUGACGAUGAAGAACCCGAUACACAGCCCAAGGAACAAAAUAUAAAACCCUCAGAGGGGAUGGGACCCCCUAAAUCGAAAAAAAGGGUGAGAAAACAGGCAGAUCCAGAAAUUGGCGAUGCAAUCAGUCAGUUGAAUAAAAUAGCUGAAAAUGUAUCAGAAGGAAAACCGUACGACGAAUUUGGAAAGUAUGUAGCUGCAGAGCUGCGUCAAUUACCCCAACGUGAGGCUAUUUUAUUGCAGCAAGAAAUUCAGAAUUCUAUUACACGUGUAAAGCUAAUGUGUUUGGGAAAUGAUAAUCAACUAAAUAAUUACUACAGAGAGCCCCUUCAAGAGCAAACUUUUUCACUGUUAUCCUCCCCCAGUGAUCCCAGCCCUGCCUCAUCAGCAACAUAUGAAGCAAAUGUGCAAAAUGACAAAGACAGCGUUUAUGGUAACGAUGUUAUUCAUCAAGCACUAUUAAAUACAUUUUCGGGGGCAGAGUUUGAAAUAGUAGAAGAAGUUUCUCAAUGAAAUAGAUUCUAUUUUUCAUAUAAUUAUAAAAAUAUUUUGUUUUAUAAGUAUAAGUACUGUGUUAAAAAUAAAUUGAUACUUAAAUUAAACCUACCUUUAUAUAUGGCUUUAGGACCUGACAAAUUGCUGCAAGUACUUCGGGUACAAACAAUGAAAUUGUACAUUCAGGCACUCAAAAUAAAUAUUCUAGUGAUUUGAACGAAUCACCAGUUGCCAAAAAGCGUAGGGUUAUUUCUAGUUUUGUAGCAGUUGGGAUCGCCAUCCUCAUUUUUGUGUCUUUUUUGCGGAUUGUUUCGUCAACCAUUUGUAAUAGUACAUUAAACUGUUCAUUGCUCAUUCUCAAAACAUUCCUAUAUGCCACAGGAUCUUCAUCCUUUAAUUGUCUUAAUAAAAUAUUAGAAGCCCCAUGUGUGUCCCGUUUUGAAAUCCAAUUCCUGACCCACAUCCGUCUCGCUUUCCUUUUUUUCUGGUUUAACCGUUCUUGAAGUUUUUUCCGAAUUAAAAGGCUGACAAAAACAAUUCCUACACGCACUAUAUCGGCCAUUUUAUCCAACUUUAGCUUAUUACACAUAGCGUUUUCACUCGUCAGAGUGAAAAAUUGCGAGCGAGUAGCGAGAAAAGUAGGCCGGUGUUCAACUUUACUCGCUGGGAAAAAGCGAGCCGCGAGUUUACUAGCAGCUGC